AUGAGCUACGACAAACCCUCCUCCGCUCAUUGGCAUUCCUCUUUGGCUCGAUCGUCAAAUAAACAAGAUAAGGCCGACCCAGCCUCUACUGCGCAUAACGUCUGGGGACAGCCUCCCCGCUUAUCAGGUAGUCACAGCAGUCUUAAGCCCCUUGCAACUUCAAACCUAUCUCCAUCUGUGGGGACAACAGACACGCGAAGAUAUCCUCACCAAAGCGACGCCGACUCCAUCGCCAACUUUCCUCCGCUCUCCGCUGUAUCGGGUAAUCGCUUGAAUUCCUCGAGACGGCCAACUCCACCGACCCCAUCUCGAAGUCAGUCACCGGUUUACGGUCUUCAAGCUGGCGCAACCCAGCAAUCAGCUUUUCCCAUCCCCCGUCCCUUCACAUCACCUCGAUCGAGAACGAUCAGCCCGCAACACUCAGCAGGCGGUGCCUCCUACUCUCAUCAGGGCCCUGGGGCCGCAGGUGGCGGUGGUGGAUUCAGCUCGGGCCCCAGGAGCGGCGCAUAUUCGCCCUCCCUCCACGGACCUGGAGUCAACUCUCCUACGGCUUUUCACUUCGAACGCUCUUCGAGUAUCUCAUCCAACCCCAGCUCUGCUGUUAGCGGACAGUCGUCCUUGUCCAAAAUUUCAGCGACCCAGGUAGUACUCCUGGUUGAUACAAUUACCGAGAAAAAAGGUCCUGCCGAGUGGGAAGCUAAAGCUGAAAAAAUCAGAAAGCUCCUCGAUUCCAACGGCAUGGAGGUGUUUACCCAAUUCUUUCGCCGAGCGGUGUCUCAAAAUGCUCCCGCGAUCUUCGACGACCGUGAGCCUGAACAUGGCAGCUACAAGCUUCUACAGCAAGAGAUGGAUAAGGUAGCCCAAGACUUUGAAGAAGCCUCCAAGAUUGCCGAGGCGAUCGAUUCCUUCAAGGAUGACAUCUUCAAAGACUUCGACCUGGCAAAGUUCAGCUCUCAUUUCUUCGCAUCAGACCCGAUCUCACAUGUCCUCCUUGCAAUCGCCUUCACACGAUGCACGCGCCCAGAUCUGCGCAACAAAGCCGACAAGAUCCUGUCCGAAGCUACCAUCCGUUGUGUACACAGUCUGUACGAAAGCAGAACACAGCUUCAGAAAUACCAUCCCAAGAGCAUCGCUGCGAUCAUCGAGUAUAUUGCACUCGUUGCCACUUUAUCAACCCCGGAUCAGAGAACUGACCUGUUCUGGGCGAUCGGAACGCGCUACGACAGCCAAAGUAUGGAUAUCCCAGGAGAUAUCAUUUCAGCGCUACUGCUUUUGCGUUCUCCGUCUGAUAACCAGAAGAUCGCCAAGAGCCUGCUUCGAACAGGCACCAAAGGCACUUCAUCAAAGCAGGCUGUUGAGGGUGUCUUGCACGGCAUUGGCUUGAACAACAUCAAUGAUGCCGAAGUCGCACACGCCAUCCUAUUCAUGGUUUUGGCUCGGUCUCAAACAUACGACAUCAUCAACUUCAUCAGCACUGUCAAGAGCAAGUCGAACAAUGUAGCUGUCGAUUGGCCUCACAUAAUCAACAGUCUCGAUAUGCCUGGCCUUCAGAUCCAAACCGAUAGCUUCGUGCAGCUCUUCAAGGCUUUCAGAUCAAUCGCCCUCGAGGACUCCGACUUCGAUUUACAGAAGCUUUGGGGUGGCCAAUGGCAGAACCCUCUCACUCAGAUCCAGUUUGUACGGGCUUUUCUCGCAGCUCCAACGGAAGAGGUUGGGCCUUCACAGAUCCCCAACUUUCGUGCCUGUAUUUCGAGCUCAGAACUGGCUGGACUUCCCGAUGCAAGCAAGCAGCAUCUCGAGGAUCUACUGAAUACCCAAUUCGCAUCUCUGGACGCCUUGAGCGCAGUAUUCGACAUUCUCCUCACCCAAGACCUCUCAGCCGAGGAUCUGGACAAGACCGAUGUUCUGAAUGAUAUUUAUCAGCAUCAUCCAGUAGUGUUUAUCUUGUCUUUGAUCAAGCUCAAGAACAAGUCGUGGACACCAAUGCAAGAGAAGUUCGUUCAUGAGUGCUUUCGGCAAUUUGUCGAAAAACAGAGACCCGACUCUGCAAUCGUCUUGGAGUCACUCUAUACCCUCAGCCCUCAAUUCACUUUCGACCUUUGCGCAAUUGUGUUCCAGCAAGAUCCUCGUGAGACGGAAUUUGUCUAUCAACGAGCAGAGGAAUUUGGCUGGACGCAGGAGUUCCUAAAGCACUGGUCGAAUCCUCUCGCUCUGGACAUGGCUUGCAUGCGCAACAAGCUGGCUCCGGAUUUUGAUCUGGAUAAAUAUUUAUCGGAUGUGGCUGAAGGCAAAGGUCACGCUCAACUGGGCAUGAUCCUUUGCAAAUAUGUGCGUAUCAAGGCCGAUGACGAAUAUCGCGUUCAGCGUGAGCAGACACUGCCGCAAUCAGUUCCCUUGAGUUUGGCAACGGUUCACACUCUUCUUGAGAAGCUUGAGGAGCUCACCGAUGAUCGUGAUCUUGUGGAGGCUGCACAGACAACAUGCCUGCAGACCUAUCCCCGAUUGAUGAACUAUGGCGCUGGACACGACCAGAUCUUGGAACGGAGCUCUGAAGAGAGGGGCAACAAGCUUCCCGAAGAGAUCGACCGCCAGAUGUCUGAACUCUUCGGCCGCAUGUAUCGCGCCGAGCUCAGCAUUCGCGACAUGGUCACUGAGAUGAAGAAUCUCAAGACUUCCUCAGACCCCAACGACCAGGAUUUAUUCUGCUGCAUCGUACACGGUUUGUUCGAUGAGUACGUGUGCUACAGCGAAUAUCCAGAAGAUGCUUUAGAGAAGACUGCACUUCUCUUCGGCAACAUCAUCAAAUUCAAGUUGCUUCCCUCUAUCCCACGCGACUACGGCCUAGUUCUCAUCUUGAGAGCAGUGCGAGACAAUCCUCAAGAAAGCCUGAUGUGGCGGUUCGGCAUUGAGGCGCUUCUGCAGAUCAGCGAUCAGCUUCCGGAAUGGCCUGGCCUGUGCAGCCUUCUCCUUCGGAUUCAAACCCUUCGUCAUCCCGAGAUCAUACAACGCGCGCAGGAGGGUCUCCAAAAUCAGCAGGCUGAUGGUGAUUUCGACGGUAACGGAGUUGUGCCGCACACGAACGGUGACGGCCUCGACUUGGGCAAGGCUGACCACGGCCGUGCAUUCCGGUCUGUUAACGCCGACCCACCGCCGUCCAACAUCAGAUUCCAAGAGCCAGACCGUGCAUCACAAGAGAAGGUUCUGUUUGUGAUCAACAAUUUAUCCAAAGACAACAUGUCAGCAAAAGUUGGAGAUGUCAAAACUUCGUUGUCGCCUGAGAACUUCCAAUGGUUCGCUGCGUACUUGGUUGAGCAACGUGCCAAGCUGGAGCCCAAUAACCAGGAAAUGUACUAUCAGUUCGUGGCUCUCCUUGAAGACUCUUUCCUUAUGUCCGAAGUCCUUCGGGAGACCUUCGUCAGCAUCGUCAAGCUAAUGAACGCGGAGACCACUGUCACCAACUCUACUGACCGGACACAACUAAAGAAUCUGGGUGGCUGGCUCGGGUCGUUGACCCUGGCACAAGACAAGCCGAUCAAGCACAAGAACAUCUACUUUGUCGAUCUGCUAGUAGAGGGCCAUGAGACCCAAAGACUGGUAAUGGUCAUUCCAUUCACCUGUCGGGUUCUCACCCAAGGCGCGAAGUCGAUGAUUUUCAAGCCUCCUAACCCAUGGUUGAUGGAGAUUGUUGGAGUCCUGAAGGAGCUCUACGAAUUCGCCGAUCUCAAAUUGAACCAGAAGUUUGAGAUUGAAGUGCUGUGCAAGGAACUCAAGCUCGACAUCAAGAAGAUCGAGGCUGCUAGUGUCGUGCGCGAUCGAACGCAGCCGGAAGAGGAGAUUCCGACCAUUUCAGCUCUGCCUGUUGAAGGCCUUGAGAACUUCGACGAUCUUUCGCUCAACGGAGCAAUGAAUCGCGGUGUUCGCGAGCGACUCUCUGCUGCGGAUAUCAUGGCUACUUUGCCAAAUCUUGCGGAAGUGCUGAAGUACCCUCCACCCUCUGGUACACCCGCCGAUCAAGCAGUUAUUCGAGAUAUCAUCUACCGUGCUUUUGAUCAAGCCAUCCAGGAGAUCAUUGCACCUGUCGUUGAGCGCUCCAUUACAAUUGCCUCCAUCUCGACUGCCCAACUCAUCGCAAAGGACUAUGCUCUGAAUCACGAUCCCGAGCAAUACCAGACUGCUGCUCGACACAUGGUGAAGUCUCUUGCUGGUAGCUUGGCUCUCGUUACAUGCAAGGAGCCGCUGCGCAUGAGCAUUACUAACUGGAUCCGUCGUCCUCAUGAUGAUAUUCAAGAACCCAUCAUGCCAGAGGGCGCCAUUCUCAUGUGCGUUAACGACAAUCUUGACACUGCGUGCAGCUUCGUUGAGACUGCUGCUAUCGAGCGUGCAAUUCCAGAGAUCGACAUUGUUAUUUCACAGGAAGUCGAAGAGCGCCGCCGCUUCCUGGCAGAAGGUAGUGGCCGAGAUUUUAUCAGCAGUUCAGCCAAUGCCACUGUCAAUAGAUGGUCGACCUGGAUCCCCGAGCCGUACAAACAGAGCCUUGGUGGUCUGAACGAGUCUCAGCGAGCUGUGUAUGAAGAAUUCGCGCUCAGAGUGCAUGGAAACAACAUCAGCCAUACGCAAAAUGCGUCCACGGAUUCGACUGGUCGCCAGAUUCCCGAUAUCCUGCAGGAAACUCUUGCUAUGCCGAAUCUCUCUACUCCUGCGGAUCAGCACGUGAUGCCUCACCAAAGCCCGCUGGCACCUCACGAUGCUAGGGUGCUCGCAAACUCUUCUCAACCACGACUUAACGGUGUCAGUGACAAUAUCCCACCCCAGGAGCGAAUUUCUCUUCUGGUCGAAGACCUGCAGAAGGCUGCGAAAAGCUCAGAUGCUAAACGCUUGAAGGUUAUCGACAAGGACAGUUCCAUCUUCCAAGACUUCCGGCAGAUCCUGAUAGUCAUUACAUCUUCAACCAGACCGACUGCUGAUCUGCUCGCUCGGCAGAUUGCUGAAAAGAUCUGUAAUAUCUUCGCCACGAAGCCUCCCAACAAUCCACUUGAGGCCGAAGUUCUGGCUUUCCUCUUGUCGAAGCUCUGUCAACUUUCUGAGCUGAUCAUCCGGGAUGUGCUUCGCUGGAUGACCAACAACGAGUCUAUCCUGCUCGCCAGUGCCAAUGUUGUGGCCGCUCUUGUAAUCGUCGGACUGAUGGACUUCAGCCGUGUAGACGCCUACCUUGCGGAUGCUCUGAAUCAGCGACAGGUCCCUGGUCUGCAGAUGCUGUCAGAUCUCAUGGACCAGACCCUCUUUCUCGACGAGCCACAGGCUCUACGCGCUGAUUUUGCCAACAGUCUGGUGGCCAUGUCGGCCUGGAUCAAGGAGGACCCCGGUCUGCAGAUUGCAGUCGAAAUCAACCAGAAGCUGCGCGUCCACGGAAUGUCGGAGCUUGUUACGGUCGCGGUGUCCGACAAAGCGAAAGCCAAGCAAGAUCAGAUGCGCUAUAUCUUCGACGAAUGGAUCGGCAUGUUUGAGAACUUGCCCCCGGAUCCAAGCGCCACUGGUGCAUUUCUACGUGAUAUGCACCAGGGACAGAUCAUCAACAACACCGAAGAUAUUGCCGACUUUCUCCGCAUUGCUGUCGACGCUUGCAUAGAAGCAUUCGAGCGCGAAGCAUCGAGCAAUCGAGGAAGUGUCGACAACGCUUUUAUGCCGACUGAUGCGUUGGCCCGGCUACUGGUUGUACUUGUCGUCUUCCAAGGCGAGACCAAUGGCGCAGUUCAAAUGAGUAAACACGCAUACUUGGAGUCGAUUCUGUCUCUACUGGUGUUGGUCGUCAAUCAUCAUCAAGUCAUGCAUGGCGUUCACUUCCACCAGCGCGUUUUCAACCGCCUGCUAAGUACCAUGCUGUAUGAGUAUGCACCUCUCAAGCUCGAGGAAACGUCCGAGCAUGACCAAAUGAUGCAGGUCUUCGGAAGUACGCUGAAGUCGCUCCAACCCGCAUGGUUUCCAAACUUCUCCUUCAGCUGGAUGGGUCUCAUUCUCAACCGCGUGCUUGUUGUUGGGUUGUUGAAGCCAAGCAAUGCUGCCGGGCAGAUCAUCUACCGGGAUCUGAUUGGACUGUCGCUCAGUUAUUUCUCUGAUUCCGUCCGCACUGGAGUACCGCAGCCAGUACUGGUCGACAUGUUCCGAGGAAUAUUCAGAAACAUGCUGGUCCUCCAUCACGACUUCCCAGAGUUCCUCUGCACCAAUUAUUCGUACUUGUGCAGUCGUGUCGCAUAUGAAGUUCCUCAGCUGAGAAACCUUAUCCUGACUUCGCGUCCCGCAGCCUACCAAGACCUACCAGACCCGAUGACUCCUGGGCUGAAAAUCGAGCGCCUAGAGGAGAUGAGGAAGGAGCCAGAACUGGCUGUGGACUUUGCUCAGAUUCUCCGAGAUGAGAAGCUUGUUGACGCGAUUGACGCUGCGUUGAAGAAGGGCGAUAUGGAAGCUGCUAUCAAGCAGAUCAACACUGCACUUGGUGAUCAAAAUAAGCCUGCGACCAUGGCUUCGCCGCUCAAGAGCAUUGAAGUCUUGAAUGCUCUUGUGCCGUACGUCGGCCAAUCAGCUUGCGCCAAUGACGGCAGGUUUGAUCCCGCCGGCACGCAUGCUAUCUUCCUCACGAAGCUGGCUUAUGCGCUAAGCUACGAGCACCGCUAUUAUCUCGCUGGCUCGUUCAUGGAUCAAAUUCGAUUCCCCAACACCCACACCGACUACUUCUGCAAGUUAUUGCUCAACCUUUGGGGAUCGGUCAAUGUCACGGACCAGCAGCGAGAGCUCCGGGAGCCGCUCUGUCGUGCGAUCUAUGAGCGCUUGGCUGUACAGAGACCGCACCCAUGGGGGUUGACUAUCUUGGGACUGUCUCUGCAGCAGGACACAAGCUUGGGCUUCUGGGAUGUGGUAAGCCAGGAGAGCACGAUGCAUCAGCGCAUGCAACACGCCGUGCGACAGGUGAGCGGCUAA
Messenger RNA from Cyphellophora europaea CBS 101466, 6972 nucleotides. RefSeq lists its product as uncharacterized. The record is from RefSeq and is a predicted model, not a curated record. NCBI's taxonomy places the organism in Eukaryota, Fungi, Ascomycota, Eurotiomycetes, Chaetothyriales, Cyphellophoraceae. The transcript is spliced from 2 exons. Gene Ontology annotation, molecular function: molecular adaptor activity. Gene Ontology annotation, biological process: nuclear-transcribed mRNA catabolic process, deadenylation-dependent decay. Bases 1 to 6972 code for a protein of 2323 amino acids. Gene Ontology annotation, cellular component: P-body; CCR4-NOT core complex.